AUAUAUAUGUUUAUAUAUUUAUUUCUCAAAUAUGCAAUAUAUAAACAAUAGUGGUAUUAAGAAUAUGAAUAUUUUCUUGUUUCAGAGAAAAAAAACGAGCUGAAUGUCUAACAGUGACAACCAUAAAAACACAACCACAGUAUGAUCAGCAUAAAUGUAUUAGCUGCUAGAGUUUAUCUAAAAGACUGAAUGCAUACACUCAUUUCGAAAAAGGAUUAAAUCUAAAUCCUCUUGUCCUUCAGGAGACAUGUUUUUUAAAGAAGUGUUUCUCGUUUAAAGUAUAGACCAAAGACACUAUAUUGGCCAAUAGUAUGUGCACCCCUGACAAUCAGACCAAUAUGUGUUUUUUCCCCCCAAACUGUUGCCACAAAGUUGGAAAUACACAACUGUAUAUUAGGUCUUUGUGUGCUGUAACAUUACGAUUUCCCUUCACUGGAACUAAGAGGCCCAAACCUGUUCCAGCAUGACGAUGCCCCUGUGCACAAAGCGAGCUCCAUGAAGACAUGGUGUGUGAAGGUUGGAGUGGAAGAACUCGAGUGUCCUGCACAGAGCCCUGACCUCAACCCCACUGAUCACCUCCUCGAAUGAUCAGAUGUACAGCGUUUCUGAUUACAGUAAAGAUGGCAGCUGCUACUAAAACCCCUCCCGGCGCUGACCCCAAGCAGCUGGAGCGCACGGGGACGGUCCGCGAGAUCGGCUCUCAGGCCGUGUGGUCGCUGUCUUCCUGCAAACCCGGGUUCGGAGUCGAUCAGCUGAGGGACGAUAAUCUGGAGACGUACUGGCAGUCAGACGGCUCUCAGCCUCACCUCGUCAACAUCCAGUUCAGGAGGAAGACUACAGUGAAGAUGCUCUGCAUUUACGCCGAUUAUAAAUCCGAUGAGAGCUACACUCCCAGCAAGAUCUCAGUCCGGGUCGGGAACAACUUCCACAACCUGCUGGAGAUCCGGCAGUUGGAGAUGGUGGAGCCGAGCGGUUGGAUCCACAUCCCCCUCCUGGAUCUGGUGAACAACCCCAUCAGGACUUUCAUGAUCCAGAUCGCUGUGUUGGCCAACCACCAGAACGGCCGCGACACACACAUGCGCCAGAUUAAAGUGUACACACCUGUGGAGGAGAGCUCCAUUGGCAAAUUCCCACGAUGCACCACUGUCGACUUCAUGAUGUACCGCACCAUCAGGUGACCGUGUCCGGCGGCUAGUCACACUGAUCCACACGUCAUCUCUCCGGCUGUUCUCAUUAACGGGGAGUUGAAAUGGAAAAACUAUUAACCCAAACUUUUGCUUUAACCUGAAUGUCUUUCCUGUAAUGUGUGUUUUCAGAAUGUUUGCUGUACAGAUAAUAAAGUAUUUUUUUGUUUGUUUGUUUAAAUACAAAUGUUGCUUGUCUGUGAACGAUUUCUGUUAAUCACGACAAGUUUGUUCUGUAGCAGUUCAAUUAUUUAAGACAGCGGGACGUAUGAAAAGUAAGGAAUAAACCCCUCAGUGUUGUGCUGUUACAGGAAAAUAAUCAACAGGCAGCGGAAUUACUGUUACCUUCUUAAGUUUUUAUUCCUGUUAAACCACAGAAAUUAUUGCCACUGAUUAUUUUUUAAGUAAAGAUUUAAACAUACGUUUUAUCCAUUUAUAGUUACAGUAAACAUCCGUGAAACAAGUUAGUUCUCACUUCGGUUAAACCAGCCUCUCCACCUUUCAGCAAGACAAAAAAAAAAAAAAAGAUUGUCAUGUUACCCAAGAACCACAAAGCGUAAACUCCUCUGUCCUGAAGCUGUCGGAAAACGUACAGUUACAGUUUUACCUCAGGCUGUUACAAAGCGUUGACACUGGAGACUCCUUACAGAAAGCUUCACCAUAUCAACGAUUGCACAGGUUUUUUUUUUUUUUUUAAAUAUGUUUAUUAUCAGUGGAGCAUUUGCUGUAUGAGUCCCUGCGAAUGAGCUGUUAAACGAUAACAUUAGAACGAGCGCUUUAAUAUAAGCAUGUGAUUUGCAGCUGCACUACUGUCAGGGCUGCUGUUCUAGAAAACUAAUCAACACCUUCUGACCAAUCAGAAUCCAGCACUCAGCUGCGCUGUGGUGUAUAAUAUUAAUUUAUCAUAUCAGUGUAAUGGCCUGAGGUGAGGUGUAGCUGUUUGCAUUGUGACGGGGCGGAGCUAUGGUUUUAAACAAUGUUUUUCAAAAUGUCUUCAUCAUCGUCGUCAUCAUCAGUAUUCAUAUGGAAUAUAAUAAGCUCUCUCAAUAUGUGUGAAGAUUGAUUUGGCCCCUCAGCAAACCUCUUAUUUAAAAGUCCCCCAUCAUUUGAUGAUACAUCAACAUUAUUACUUACAAAUGAGAAAUAAAUCCUGAAGUAUUAAUGAAUACUAUGACUAAUACAUUAAAUUAUUGUGUGUAUGUGUGAUACAUUUAGCAUUUAGAAUCCAUUAUGAGUAUAUUGCACCUUUAUGAAUGCAUUAAACGUUAAACAUUGUCUGUUACGCUGUCAGACUGAUGCCACAUCAAUAUGGCUAAAGUAUA
Pangasianodon hypophthalmus (striped catfish) is the source of this 2506-nucleotide messenger RNA. RefSeq names its product anaphase promoting complex subunit 10 (gene anapc10). The record is from RefSeq and is a predicted model, not a curated record. Bases 585 to 1178 code for a protein of 197 amino acids. Lineage: Eukaryota; Metazoa; Chordata; Actinopteri; Siluriformes; Pangasiidae. Gene Ontology annotation, cellular component: anaphase-promoting complex. Gene Ontology annotation, biological process: anaphase-promoting complex-dependent catabolic process; protein K11-linked ubiquitination. The transcript is spliced from 5 exons.